Manduca sexta (tobacco hornworm) is the source of this 1787-nucleotide messenger RNA. RefSeq names its product ubiquitin-conjugating enzyme E2 L3 (gene Ubc10). Bases 284 to 748 code for a protein of 154 amino acids. The transcript has 4 exons. Lineage: Eukaryota; Metazoa; Arthropoda; Insecta; Lepidoptera; Sphingidae. The record is from RefSeq and is a predicted model, not a curated record.
AAAUAUUAUCGUUACGUGGUUCAGUGAUCAUUGAUUAUAAUUUUUGCUGCUCCUUCAUCAUUGCAAUAUAAUGAUCAAAACGUAACUAAUUUUGAUGGUGGAUGGUUUGCUCAUCAUAUUUUGCACCUUGCUGAGAUUUCAUUGACAUAAUUGCCAAGUAAUUUUGUUACCGAUUUCACUUUAUAAUUAUGAUGUUCGUGUGGACCUAAUAAUAUAUAGUUUGAAGCAUUUAAUAUAUUUCAUAGUUGAAUUCAGUGAAUACUAUUUGACAGAUUUCAAUACAAUGGCUGCAACGAGGAGACUACAAAAGGAACUAAAUGACAUUAGGCAAUCUGGUCUAAAGUCCUUCCGGGACAUUCAAGUGGAUGAAUCUAACAUUCUGACUUGGCAAGGUUUGAUUGUUCCAGAUAAUCCACCUUACAACAAAGGUGCAUUCCGCAUUGAGAUUAACUUCCCUGCAGAAUACCCAUUCAAACCCCCCAAGAUUAGCUUCAAAACAAAGAUAUACCAUCCUAACAUAGAUGAGAAAGGCCAGGUAUGCCUGCCCAUCAUCAGUGCUGAGAAUUGGAAGCCUGCCACCAAGACUGAUCAAGUUAUUCAAGCACUAGUGGCACUUGUGAAUGAUCCGGAGCCAGAACAUCCACUGCGUGCAGAACUCGCCGAGGAGUUUCUCAAGGACCGCAAAAAAUUCACAAAAAAUGCUGAGGAGUUUACCAAAAAACACAGUGAAAAACGGCCCACUGAUUAAAAUAGAUAAAUAUAUAAAUCCAUUUCUCUAUAGCUUGGGUCUGCAGCAAUGAUUGGCGCACACUCAUAUAAAUAGAGUACAUAGUAAAGAAUCUUUGAAAGUUGAUAAUAUAAUAAUGUGCAUAUUUAAGUUCCUUACAUAAUAUGUUGUGUAGUGUAGCUACUGUAAGUGUUGUGUGAAGUACUGAUUGGAUAACUUGCAUUACUAUGGGCUCUGUCUAUUGUGAUUACUUGCUUGAUAAUGUUGGUGGCUAUUUAUUCUAUAUUUUAAAUAUUGCAUUUAUAUCAACCAUUUAACUGUGAGUAUCAAGCUCUAACUGAAUACCAUUGCUAUAGGUUCAAGCUAUUUUUUCACAUACUUUUACACUGGUACUAGCAGUUGCUUUUAAUUCCUCACUGUUUUGCUUGCAUUAAAUACUGGCACAUUAAAAAAAAAAUUAGGAAAAAUGUCAAAAUAAUUGAUUAGAUUUAUUGGAUUAUGUAUUAAGUUUGCUAAUAUUGUGUAUUAGGUUUUUUUUUUAAAUUUCAAUCUUCCUUUUAUUUAUACUGGCAAUGUUACAGAAUAUAUAUAUAUGCAUAUGUGGAACUAUAUACCAAUUGUACUGUUGAAUAUGCACCUGAACUUUCUUUGCUGGUAUCUUUGACCGCUAGAUGCUACAUGUCGUGUUAUACAAUGCUGGUAAUAUUGAUCCGAUGUAAACAGAGUUGAUGAACAAAUGUAAUAACAUGCAUAGUGCUGAUGAUUUCAUUCAUAACCCCCCUGCUAAAUGGAGUUUUCCAAAACUAUAUCCAAAUGUAUCAAUGUUUAUGAAUUAAUUGCUGUAAACAACAAAUACUUUAGCUACCUAUUGCAAAGAGAUUUGACAGCUUAACACUGAUAUGUAUAACCGUUGUUGAAUUUACAGCAUCUCACUGAUGCACUAUGUAGACCAAUAUUCUACAAUCAUUUAAUUACAGUCCAAUUCAAUGUGUUACUUGGUAAACAUGCUGAAAUGUUCAACAUGGAAACAUUGGAAAUAUAUAUAUUUUUUUCAAACUUA